Molecule: messenger RNA, 474 nt
Organism: Eptesicus fuscus (big brown bat)
Lineage: Eukaryota; Metazoa; Chordata; Mammalia; Chiroptera; Vespertilionidae
Gene: SPMIP10
Product: testis expressed 43
Exons: 3
Coding region: 38-445 (135 amino acids)
Biological process (GO): flagellated sperm motility
Source: RefSeq, a predicted model, not a curated record
UGAGGUGCUAUGAGAACUCCCAUCACUACCAGCAGUGAUGGCUUCAGGAAAAGACACUUGUCCUGUCUUACCUAAACUGGCCAACAACUGUUCUGAUGAGAAUUCAGAUAAGCUUGCUUCUAAAAAGUGUAGUGAGAUUCAUUUGCCACGGUUUUCAUUAAAGCAAGGGCUCAUCCCAAGACGUUAUGUUAUGCCUUGGAAAGAAAGCAUGAAAUUCAGGAAUGCAAAUCUGAAGCAUGCAGAAAUGUGUGGGAUCUAUGCUGGCCCUCUGGAAGACUCUCUGUUUCUGAAUCACAGCGAAAGGCUCUGCCACGGGGAGGACCGCGAAGCCGUCUGGAAGAAAGGCCCUCCCGAGAUAAAAAUCACAGAUAUGCCUCUGCAUUCACCUCUCUCCAGAUACCAGAGCACUGUGAUUUCCCAUGGCUUCAGGCGGCGGCUGGUGUGAUGAAGGAAUAAAUGUUUAAGUCCAUCGUA